Messenger RNA from Botrytis porri, 3309 nucleotides. RefSeq lists its product as uncharacterized. The coding region runs from base 1 to 3309 and encodes 1102 amino acids. Lineage: Eukaryota; Fungi; Ascomycota; Leotiomycetes; Helotiales; Sclerotiniaceae. Gene Ontology annotation, cellular component: membrane. Gene Ontology annotation, biological process: intracellular sodium ion homeostasis; proton transmembrane transport; intracellular potassium ion homeostasis. The record is from RefSeq and is a predicted model, not a curated record. The transcript is spliced from 9 exons. Gene Ontology annotation, molecular function: ATP binding; ATP hydrolysis activity; P-type sodium:potassium-exchanging transporter activity.
AUGUUAGAAGAUGGAGAAAAAGAGCAAUUUCAUCGCCGUAUUCAUUACGCUGAUGUGGAAUCUGGAUUCAAAGUCUCGUCACCUCUAGAGCGAAGCAAUUCUAGAGUCUCAACCGAUCAUGAUAGUUUAAGUAUUCGACCUCACAGGCGUUCAUCAAUUGAAUUAUCAUCGGCACUUCCUAUCCAAUACAGAACGGUCUCGUUCCAAAUUGCAGGAUCCCAAGAAAAAAAUGCCGUGGAGGUACAACUCGCUAAAAAAUCAGCAGCAAAAGCACUUGCUGAUCUGGAUUGGCAUCUAAUUACACCGGAUGAAGUUCUUAAGCGCCUAUCAACAUCGACAUCUCAAGGUCUUUCGAAAGAACAAGUAAACCGAAGACUAUCGCAAUAUGGAAAAAAUUCACCAUCUCAUCCUCCAAAUCGUCUCUUUCAAACUUGGUUCGGUUACUUCUUCAAAGGCUUUGGAUCCAUUCUCCUACUCGGUGCUAUCCUCGUUUUUAUUUCCUGGAAACCUCUCGGAGACCCGCCUGCACAAGCAAACUUAGCACUCGCAAUUGUUCUCCUAGCUGUCUUUUUCAUACAGGCAGCUUUUAAUGCAUGGCAAGAUUGGUCUUCAUCCAGAGUCAUGGCUUCAAUUACUACUAUGUUACCUGAUAAUUGUUUUUUAUUGAGAGAUGGAGCUCGUGUCACUGUUAUUGCCAACGAUAUUGUUCCUGGAGAUGUUCUUUAUAUUAAAGCUGGUAAUAAGCUUCCUGCUGAUGUACGAUUUAUUGAAAUGUCUUCGGAUGCAAAGUUUGAUCGUUCCAUUCUGACCGGCGAGUCACUUCCACUUUCUGGAAUGGUUGACAAUACAGAUGAAAAUUACUUGGAGACAAAGUGCAUCGGACUUCAAGGAACUCAUUGCAUUUCUGGAAGUGGCAUCGGUAUCGUCGUUGCUACUGGAGAUACGACAGUCUUUGGAAGGAUUGCUCAACUUACCAACACCCCGAAAACUGGUAUGACUACUCUUGAGCGAGAAGUUUUCAACUUUGUUCUUGUAAUCGUUGCUUUUAUGGUAACCAUGAUUGUUCUUGUUAUUAUUAUAUGGGCAGCAUACUUGAGAAAAUCAUACCCUGAUUGGAUCAAUGUACCAACUCUGAUUGUUGAUUGCGUUUCUGUCGCCAUUGCAUUUAUUCCUGAGGGUCUCCCUAUUGCUUUGACGGCAUCACUUACUAUAACAGCAAAUCUCAUGCGUAAGAAUAAAAUUCUUUGCAAGUCAUUGAAGACGGUGGAAACUCUAGGUGCAGUCAGUGUCAUCUGUUCAGACAAGACAGGUACUUUGACAAAGAACAAAAUGUUUGUCACAGAAUGUUGUAUAGGAACAUACAGUAUGACUCCACAAUCGGCCAAAGAUGAGAUGACUUCAAGUGGUCGGAACAAUACUGCGAUCUCUCAAAUGAGAUUAAUUGCUGGACUUUGCAACUCUGGAGAAUUUGAUGCCGGUACAAUGCACCUACCACUUUCCGAUAGAAAGAUCAACGGUGAUGCUACUGAUCAAGCUGUGUUACGAUUUUCCGAGUCACUCGGUCCUGUCUCUGAACUCCGAAACAUGUGGCGGAAAACUUUUGAACUGGCUUUCAAUAGCAAGAAUAAGUUCAUGGUACGAACAUUGGCACUCACUGAGCCCGAAGGCCGUUCUUAUGCUCUUCCUAGCGAAGAAGCAACAAGUUUUGCCUCGGAUGAUACCCUAUUAACCAUCAAAGGUGCACCGGAUAUCUUGAUCACUAGAUGCUCAAUGUACACCACCAUCGACGGUAAUUCGAAAGCUCUUGACGAAGAUGUACUUGAGAAAAUCGACGAAAUUAAGAAUGGCUGGUCGGCAGAAGGCAGACGUGUCAUUUUACUAGCACGAAAGAUUGUCAAGAAAGACGAGUUGAAAACAACUCCAGAUUCAAGUCACUUCGAAAAAGAAAUAUCAUCCCAUGCACGAUCUGGUCUUACAUUGGUAGGCAUCCUCGGUAUUGUGGAUCCUCCUCGUGAUGAAAUACCUUCUGUCGUAUCUACUUUGAGACGAGCUGGAAUUCGAUUUUUUAUGGUAACUGGAGAUUUUGCUUUGACUGCUCAAGCAAUUGCUACAGAAUGUGGAAUCGUCACCAAUCCUCCAAACAUGGUAAAAGAUGUCUCUUCCCUAUCACGAAUUAAACUCGUUUCCGAAACAGCUUCGCAGUCCGAAAAUGAAAGCAAAGACAUUGCAAUCACUCCACAAAUAACAUCCAUCGUUCUAAGCGGACCGGAAAUAAUCACUCUCAAUGACAGUCAGUGGGAUCAACUUUGCAAAUACGACGAAAUCGUUUUCGCCCGCACAACACCCGAACAAAAACUACGAAUCGUCCGUGAGUUUCAAAAACGUGAUGAGAUCGUUGCAAUGACUGGUGACGGUGUUAACGAUGCACCUUCUCUCAAAGCUGCUGAUAUCGGGAUUGCACUUGGAAGCGGUUCGGAUAUAGCGAUUGAAGCUGCAGAUAUGGUUCUUCUCGAGUCAUUUAGUGCUGUUGUCGAGGCAGUCCAAUAUGGAAGAGUGGUCUUUGAUAAUUUGAAAAAGACAAUUGCGUAUUUAUUGCCUGCGGGAUCAUUUUCGGAGUUCUGGCCAGUUAUGACGAAUGUGGCGUUUGGGUUGCCGCAGAUAUUGUCUUCGUUUUUGAUGAUUAUUAUCUGUUGUUUUACCGAUUGCGCUGCGGCCACAGUCCUCGCGUACGAAACCCCUGAAGCCGAUGUUCUUCUCCGCAAACCGCGAAAUACCAAAACAGACAGAUUAGUCGAUUGGCAACUUAUUCUCCAAGCGUAUGGAUUUAUCGGUGUAAUUGAAACAGCAUCUUCAUUCGCAAUGUCGUAUUGGUAUUUACAGCGUAGCGGAAUCCCAUUCACAGAUCUGUGGUUCAAAUAUGGAAAGUUGCCAGAGGGAAUCGAUCAGAAUUAUGCGAAUGCGAGAUUGGCCGAGGCGUCGAGUAUUUAUUUUGUUAAUUUGGUGGUUAUGCAAUGGUUUAACCUCAUGGCCCUCCGCACCCGUCGUCUCAGUAUCUUCCAGCAUCCUCCCGCUUUCAACAAGGAAACGCAAAAUCUAUAUAUUUUCCCUGCGAUUCUAUUUGCAUUGGUAAUGGCGAUUUUCUGGCUCUAUAUCCCGCAGUUGCAAAGUGUGUUGGGAACGAGUCAAGUUCCGGUGGAACAUUUCUUUUUGCCAGCAGCGUUUGGAGUGGGUAUUUUGAUAUUGGAUGAGGGGAGGAAGUGGGGAGUUAGGAGAUGGCCGGAGAGUUGGAUUGGGAAGUUGGCUUGGUAA